CUCUGUGAUCGAGACUGGUGUCGUUUCCAGUUCUGUGCCGCGCUGAAAUCCCGAAUUAUUUACGUGCCGGGCAUGUGUGCAAUGUUUACAAAACCGCGUGCUUACAAAACUUGAAUUUGGAUUACGCUUUGGAUUACCUUACGGACACAGGCCUCGAUGAAUAUGCUCAGGUGCCUGGCCUGGUGGCUGCUGUUGGCGGGGGCGGCGGUGCUGGCCGACAGCCCCGAGUGGCGCUGCCCGGAAGUGACGUCAUCCUGCUCGUGCGACAUCCCGCACACCCUCCGCUGCUCCGGGAACGGGACCGAGACGUUCAGCACGAUCGCGGGGGCCCUGCGGAGCCUCCCUCCGUCGGCGGCCGUGUCCCUGCUCGACGUCACCGUCCAGAACGUCUUCCGGCUCACGGGGCCCCUCUUCGAGGGCGUGUCCCUCCACGGGCUCGUCGUCUCCUCCGGGGACAUCGCGCAGGUGGACGAGUUGGCCUUCUUCGGCCUCGCCAGUCCCCUCCAGGCCCUCGGGCUCCCGAGUAACGCCCUCGAGAGGGUCCCCACCGAGGCCCUCAGUCUCCUCGCAGGGCUCGAGAGGCUGGAUCUGUCGCAUAAUAGGAUCAAGAGGCUCGAAAAUUCAUCAUUUGAGGGCCUCCCGAACCUGACAUUCCUGGACCUGAGCGACAACCUGGUAACGUGGAUCUCGCCCAACGCCUUCUCGAGCCUGCUGGAGCUCCAGGUGCUGCGUCUCCAGGGCAACCGGCUGCGGAUCGGCCCGGUGGCGGCCCUGCAGGGUCUCCACCUCCUCCAGGAGCUGGACCUGAGCAGCAACAUCCUGGCCGGGGCCCUGGGGCCCACAGCCCUCCCGCGGCUCGCCAAGCUGCGGACCCUCAACCUGAGCCACAACCAACUGGGCAGCGUCCGCCGCGGGGCCCUCGCCGGCAUGGACAACCUCACCUCCCUGGCCGUCCACCAUAACCAGAUCGACGUCCUCGAGGACCACGCCUUUCGCGCCGCUGGGACCCUCGUCGAGCUCAACCUGAGUCACAAUAGGAUCAUCGCCAUCUCGGGGGCCUCCCUCGCUCAUCUUAGCAAGUUGCAGGUGCUGGACCUAAGCCAUAACUUUCUGCGCGCUCUUACCACUGAUCUAGUCACGCCGCUGAAGAGGCUCCGCGAGUUGCAUCUAGAUGACAACGAUAUUUCCAUCGUUGCCAAACAUGUCCUCGAUUCAACCAAUCUCCGAAGGCUCACUCUAGCAGACAAUCCACUGAACUGCGACUGCAGCCUAUUGGACUUCGCCCACUGGCUGGCCAACUCAUCCCUCCCGGCGCCGGACCGCGCAAGCGCCGUCUGCACAACCCCGCCCUCCCUCGAAAACGGCCCCCUCCAGGAAGUCCCGCCCUCGAAGCUCAUCUGCGGCGCCCUGGAGGACUCCAACGAGCCCCCACCUCCGCCUCCGCCCCCGGCGCCCUCCAAGGUCCGCCUCCACGGCCUCCAGUACGACGGCCAAUGGCUCUCCCUCCUCUGGGCCGUCGACUCGCCCACCGUCUACUCCUGCGACAGCCUCCUCGUCUACGAACACGAGGCCCUCCUCCACUCGCAGCCGCUCCACUGCAACUCCACGCUGGUCCCCGACUCCAAGCGCCUCCUCGUGUCCCUCCCAGGGGGCGUGCUCCACACGGGGCGGAGCUACAAGUUCUGCAUCACCCUCCAGGAGGCGGAGACCCGCGCUCUCGUCCUCGGCUGCAGCGAUAUCAUCAGCCUCGUCAUCACGACCCAGCAUAUCAACACCCAACCCUUCAUCAACACCCUGGAGACGAACCUCACGUCUUCGGGUGCCAUCAGCGUGGCGGUCGAAUUGUCGUCGACGACUUCGGAGGCGUGUUCGGUGGGCGUGGUCGUCUCGGCGCGGGGCGUGGCCGUGUCCAGGAGGAACCUCACGUGCUCCGCCCCCUGGGCCACGUUCCGCGGGCUACCGCGCGGGCCCUACGAGGUGUGCGCCACGCUGAGGCAGGGCUCCGCCCCCCACGUCAGGUGCGUGACGGUCCUCGACCGCGCCCAAGCCACGCUCAGCGUGGUGUACUCUUUGAGCUUCUUCGUGUUCAGUAUGAUUUUGUUGUUGGUCGUGUACCACCUGAUGAGGCGGUUGUUCCAGCGGGCUAAGCCGGCCCAGCACCAGUGUUUCCUGCCCCUCCCUCAACCGGAAAUCGAUCACUCCAGGUAUAUUAAGCUACAUGCGACUACUGUAUUGUAGUGGAAGAAACCAGGGCUGUUCGAUUGAGUUUUCGGUCCAUCGUGGCGUGACGUCACGUGGAUCUGUAUACUGGCAGCCCUAGAAUAUAGAUCUGCGCCGUGCAUAGAAGGAACGUCGUAUGAGCCUUUAGACGUUGCCAAAUUUCUCUGGAUAAAUCACGAAUUUUCUAAAAAUUGGAAAUUAUUUUUCAUGUAAUUUUUCAGCAAAUUUUACUCGCACUUUGAUCUGGAGUAAAAGAAAAUUUCAAGUAAAAAUAUUCAUAUUUCUCCUCAAAAAUAAAAAAAAAAUAAAAAAAUACCUUAACAGGGAAAAUUAGAAAACAUUUAAAUGUUCAUACGGCGUUUACGGUUCCUUAGCACGGCAGAUGAAUGUUUAGAGAGAACAUUCCCAGGGGAGAAGUUUGCCCUCUCUUUCAUUGAUCAGUGAACUUUAUGCUUUUAUACCAGUCCUUCUGCUCUUAGUUUUCAAUCAAAGUAAAAAAAGGAGAUGGUGACAUAGUUUUUGAUGUAAUAAGGAUUUACUGAUUUCCAAAUUUUGAUUCAAGUUCUGAAAUCUGAUCUCAAAUGAAGUUCUGACAAACUUAAUUUGAUUUUUUGUCGAGAAUUACAAUAGUUAAAUGAGAAGCAUUCAAUUCUAAUCCUCCCGCGAUAAUGCAAAUUCUUCUUCAUUGAAUUUUUUUAAAAAUUCGUUCUCAAAAGCCCACAAAAAGUCUCAAACGGAUGAACCAAUCAAAAAGCGGCAAAAACAUGUUUAAAAUUUUUUUCCGGACCAAGUUUUAGAGGAAGGAAUAGAAAAUAAUGCUUUCUGAGAUGGGCGUAAUUGUAUUUCAUAAUUUGUGCCAACAAAAUGCCUCGAAUUGUGUUUAGAAAUGGUUCAAAUUUGAAUAUUUUUUCGCGAAAAAUUUCAAAUUUCAAAUGUUUUUAGACCAAUUACCCUCAUACGAGGAAAGUUACUUUAGGAAAUCUCAACUCCCAGGAGAGGUGCGCACUUGUUUUGUCGGUGGCAAUUCUAACCUGAUCUCCUGUAAAUCGUCCAUAUUGGAUGAAUUGCGAUUCCCAAAAUCGGUGGCACCAAUGAUUCUUUAGUACGUCUCAUAAAAAUUCCGGCUGAAAUUAGGGCACCUCAUAUUCUUCAGCUGAGCAAGAGAGAGCCAGUUACCCACCGCCUUUACCAAAAAUUUACAGGUUACAUGGACGACUUAAACCAGAAUUUGACUGCAUUUUGCAAUGAGGAACUACAAUUUCUGGCUCAGACCAGAAACAACGUAUGCACCAUUAGUGAUAUGUGCAAAUAAGUGAUUUUACAGAUGAGCCAGAAAAUUUAGUUCCUAAUAGCAAAAUGAUGGCCAGUUAACCAAUGGAUACAUCCUGUUUUUUUAUUUUUAUUUUUUACUGAUGAACUAAGCUAUCUACCGUGUUCUCGUAAAUACAUUUUUUUAAAUCACGGCAACGUCGCAAAAGUUUUGAAAGUGCCAUGUUGUUUAGUUUUCAGUCAGGCUGAGGGCUGACUCAGAUUAAUCCGUCUAUAAAAUCUUUGAGCCAGUUUCCUGACUGGAAAUUGGACUUAUUUUGAAAUUCGGAACUACAAUUUCUGGCUCAUUCGUAAAAACACUUACGUCCAUAGGGAAACUAAUGGUACAUACGUUGUUUCUGAACCAAGCUAGAAAUUCUAGUUCCAUAUUGCAAACUGGUGUCCAGUGGAAAGGAUACCUGUUUUGUUCGUCUCCUCCAUGUCACAUAUGCGAUUUCUUCAAAGUUGAUCGGAAUCCUAAGACGAAACGACUCUCAACGGAGCGUUGAAAUGAUGAUUAUCAAAACGUAAUUACAAUCCGCUCCUCUAAACUUCGAUUUUGAAUUUUGUUUAAGGUUAAGAUAACCAGAAUAUCAUAAGCUCCAAGUGUAGUGAUGAUCGGUUGUUCUUCGCGUAUUAUCUAGUCAUUAAUUUUUCUUCCUGUUUUUUCAAUAAUUUUUUUUUUUUGCAUUUCUUUAUAGGAGGUAAAAAAUCACUGUCAUAAAAAUGUUCGAUGCCGACCAAGUGCGAUGCAAUAGCGAUUGUACAGUUGGCAACAUUGUUUUUGCUCCCUUUAAAUGCAUUAAAAAUAUCGAUUUUAGGUGAGGCAUGCUGCUUCAUCAAGAAUCGAUAGUUUUCCAUACAUUUAAAUGGAGGUAAAACAGCAUUGCCAACUUGAAAGAAUCGCUACUGGCGCGAUUGAUUCAUUUUUUGUUCAAUUUUAUUUCGACUGAGCUACCUUAACCUCACAUCUAUUGAUGACAUGUUUGAAUGUUCAAACGUUGCAAUUAGGAACAUAUAUUGCUAGGUCACUCACAAAAGUACCUAUCUGAGUAUCGAUAAAAUAAUGGCGCGUACACGUCGGAUAAGAAUAAUUUUUUGGUGUCGGCAUCAAAAAUUCUCGACUUUUGACAGUAAUGAUUUACUCCUCCUCUGAUCUCUUCGAUAAAAAAAAGUUAGAUGCUCUACAGCAAAAGUUUGUUUCUUCUUACCCAUGUUUUUCUUUUUUUCUUCCGGACUCCAUUUUUUUAUCUCUAUCAUAGAGAAAUCUUGAUCAAAAUUGCAAGCCACCCUUCGAAUCUACCCUGCUUUGUAUAAUGUAUUGUAUAAGUCAGCGAUCUGAUCAUUGAAAUUGAUAGACAAAGCGAUAGACAAAGUAGAGUACCUGUAUAGGGAGAGUAGCGACAGAUCUGAAACUCCGAAAGUCCAUCAGGCCUUCACCGAUGCCUCCGCGAAUAA
Molecule: messenger RNA, 4986 nt
Organism: Bemisia tabaci
Lineage: Eukaryota; Metazoa; Arthropoda; Insecta; Hemiptera; Aleyrodidae
Source: RefSeq, a predicted model, not a curated record